AUCACUAUGUGACUGCUUGUGCCGGAUAAUCUUGCUCUGUAGCUCCCUCAGUGAACAACUUACUGAGGUGCCUUUCUUUUCACAAGAGGAUGUCAGCUCUGAGCUCCAGCAAGAAAUAACAGACUUCACCUUGGAAUAGCUCAUCUUACUCCUGCAUCAUUAAAGCAGAUUUUGAGAAGAAAACAAAGAUCAAGUACCCUACCAGUUCUACCAGCAUUGAACAGGAACAGUUUCACGCUCCAGGACUCAACCACAGCAAUAUAUAAGAAGAAUACACACCAAACAUUCCUGAGGUGAUUUCUAAGACUGAAGAGGAGCAAGAACAGAAACGGGGCCAGUUACAGAUCCAUCCCAAGAAUUCUGGGGAGAGAUGAUGCUGUCUGCAGCAGAGUGACAGCAGUGGAGAUUGAGAGAAAAGGUUGAAAAUGGUUGCUUGUGUUCAACUACUGUGAAGAGUUGGAAUCAGACAACUACAGCUUUGAUUUUCCAAGUGGUUCAGAAUGUAAAUGUGAUCUGACCUUUCCCUGAUGGACAGUUAAAUCAUGGACACGCUAAACAAUUUACUUUGGACUGUCCUUCCUAAAGAUGCUCUGGCUUCUUUCUUGAAUGCCCACUAAGCAUUUGUAGCUGACAAGGAAAAGAAGGAAAACUGUGAACUGGAAAGUUAUCUUACAAUGAAAAUUACGAGCACAUCUUGCAUCUGUCCAGUCCUAGUGUGUCUCUGUUUUGUGCAGAGGUGUUAUGGAACUGCUCACCACAGCUCCAUCAAGGUGAUGAGAAACCAAACCAAACACAUUGAAGGUGAAACCGAAGUCCACCAUCGUCCCAAAAGGGGAUGGGUAUGGAAUCAGUUCUUUGUUUUAGAAGAACACAUGGGACCCGAUCCUCAGUAUGUUGGAAAGCUUCACUCCAAUUCUGACAAAGGUGAUGGAUCUGUCAAGUACAUCCUUACUGGAGAGGGUGCUGGGACUAUAUUUAUCAUUGACGAUACCACGGGUGAUAUCCACUCAACAAAAAGCCUAGACAGAGAGCAGAAGACCCACUAUGUGCUUCACGCUCAAGCCAUUGACAGACGUACAAACAAACCUCUUGAACCUGAAUCUGAGUUCAUCAUCAAAGUGCAAGACAUCAAUGACAAUGCUCCAAAAUUCACAGAUGGACCAUACAUUGUUACUGUGCCUGAAAUGUCAGACAUGGGUACCUCUGUUCUACAGGUGACAGCUACUGAUGCAGAUGACCCUACCUAUGGAAACAGUGCUCGGGUGGUUUACAGCAUUCUCCAGGGACAACCCUACUUCUCCGUCGAUCCUAAAACAGGAGUUAUUAGAACGGCCUUACAUAACAUGGACAGAGAAGCCAGAGAACAUUACUCGGUGGUCAUUCAAGCCAAAGACAUGGCUGGGCAAGUUGGAGGGCUUUCGGGGUCUACAACAGUCAACAUCACCUUAACCGAUGUCAAUGACAACCCACCACGCUUUCCUCAAAAACAUUAUCAACUAUAUGUUCCUGAGUCAGCUCAAGUUGGUUCAGCUGUUGGGAAAAUCAAGGCAAAUGAUGCCGAUACUGGCUCAAAUGCUGACAUGACCUACUCCAUCAUAAACGGUGAUGGCAUGGGGAUAUUCUCAAUCUCCACUGACAAAGAGACCAGAGAAGGAAUCCUUUCUUUAAAGAAGCCACUGAACUAUGAGAAAAAGAAGUCAUAUACCCUCAACAUAGAAGGAGCAAAUACACAUCUUGAUUUUCGCUUUUCUCACCUGGGUCCUUUUAAAGAUGCUACCAUGCUGAAGAUCAUUGUUGGGGAUGUAGAUGAACCACCACUCUUUUCCAUGCCUUCUUAUGUCAUGGAAGUCUAUGAAAAUGCCAAGAUCGGGACCGUCGUUGGCACAGUUUUGGCACAAGAUCCUGACAGUGCUAAUAGCUUAGUAAGAUACUUCAUCAACUACAAUGGUGAAGAUGACAGAUUUUUCAACAUUGAUGCCAAUACUGGAACCAUUAAGACUACAAAGGUUCUUGACAGAGAAGAAACUCCAUGGUAUAACAUCACAGUCACUGCUUCAGAAAAUGAUAAUCCUGAUUUGCUGAGCCAUGUCACAGUGGGUAUUAGAGUUCUGGAUGUCAACGACAAUCCACCCGAACUUGCCAGGGAAUAUGAUAUUGUUGUCUGUGAAAAUUCUAAGCCUGGCCAGGUUAUUCACACCAUCAGUGCCACCGAUAAAGAUGAUUUUGCCAAUGGGCCAAGGUUUAACUUCUUUCUUGAUGAACACCUGCCUGUAAAUCCAAACUUCACUCUGAAGGACAAUGAAGAUAACACAGCCAGCAUUCUGACAAGGCGGAGGAGAUUUAGUCGAACUGUUCAGGAUGUGUAUUAUCUGCCCAUUAUGAUCUCUGAUGGUGGAAUCCCCUCUCUCAGCAGCAGCAGCACCCUCACCAUCAGGGUUUGUGCAUGCGAGAGAGAUGGGCGUGUGCGGACCUGCCAUGCAGAAGCCUUCCUGUCCUCGGCUGGUUUGAGUACAGGAGCCUUAAUCGCUAUUCUUCUCUGUGUUCUCAUUCUCCUGGCAAUUGUGGUAAUUUUUAUCACCCUGAGGCGCAGCAAAAAAGAGCCCUUGAUCAUUUCGGAGGAGGAUGUACGGGAGAACGUGGUCACCUAUGAUGAUGAAGGAGGCGGAGAGGAAGACACGGAGGCCUUUGACAUCACAGCCUUGAGGAAUCCUGCUGCUGCUGAGGAGCUCAAGUACCGGAGAGAUAUCAGACCUGAAGUGAAGCUCACUCCCAGACACCAGACAUUGUCCACCCUGGAAAGUAUAGAUGUUCAGGAAUUUAUUAAGCAAAGACUGGCAGAAGCAGACCUAGACCCUAGCGUCCCCCCUUAUGACUCCCUUCAGACUUAUGCCUAUGAGGGUCAGAGAUCAGAAGCUGGGUCUAUCAGCUCGCUGGAUUCAGCAACGACACAAUCAGACCAGGAUUAUCACUACCUUGGAGACUGGGGACCUGAGUUUAAAAAGUUAGCUGAACUCUAUGGAGAAAUAGAAUCUGAAAGAACAACUUAGGGGGUCAGUUCUUGCAACAUUGUGGAAUUUGCUUCUUGAGUAAGUGGAGAUACAACCUCAGCAAUGACAAGGAAGAAGUGUGGAAACAGUACUUGAAACUGAGCAAGUUGGACACAGCUCCUGUAGAAACAAGUGCCCUUUUCAUGAUCGAAACUGGGUUAUUUAAUUGGAAGAAAGUAAAAAAAAAAAAAAAAAAAAAAGACAAUACAAAGAAAAAGUUAUUGUUCCUUGUGUAUAUUUUCAAUUGCUCAAUAAAGUCUGUGGUACUGUUUAUUAAGAAUACCUGAAUUAAGCCAAACAAUGAUAUUUGUUUCAAUAUUUUGUGAUUUAUUUUUUCAAAAACAAAACUAAACAAAAACGCUCAAGAUCACUGAUGGCUGUGACUUAUAGGGGUGGUAACACUAAUACAGGAAACUUGUAAAGGUAAUCACGACCUCUUUUAUCACUUUUCUGGGUGAACCCUUGAGAACCACUCUCUGUUACUGUAACAGAUUUCAUUAGCCUUGUCUUGUGUUUAUAUUACAUGAGGUAUUUCCACUCUAUCAUGGACUUGUAUGUACCAUUUCCCUUUGCCCUCCCCAGUUCUUUUCUCCAUACAAAACUGAUGGAGCAUGGGGAUUUGCUGCCUGCACUAUAAUGUAUGCAACUUCAGUGCACCAGUUGUGUGCUGUACUGAGCACGAGACUAUUGUCUCUAUUCCGUACACCCUCUUUUAUUUUAAUGGGAUACUCCUAUUUUUAAAUGGACAGAAAGAAUAGUUUAAGGUAUGUUACGAUAAUCUGAUAUGUCAGGGAAUGAUUUAAUUUUAACAAUAACCACACACCUUAUCUUCUACCAAAUGUUGGGGAACUUUUUUUUUCCUUUUCUCCACUUGUUUUAUUAUAUUUAAAUCAGCAAUUUUGAUCAUUUCUGUAUUUGAAAUUAAUUGUCAAACAUUUUGCUAGUUGGUGUGUACUUCAGUCUAAUUCACUUAUUUUCAACACGAGCAGUAAUCAAAAAUAGGUACCUCACACAAUAACAAUGUAGUCUGAAAGACUUUCCUCCAAUGAACAUAAAUGUCAUAGAAUCAUAGUUGACUUACAUUUAUUCCUUACACAGGUUCAGAUUUUUUCCAUCUCACUGAUAAUUAGUUUGGUAUCAGCAGGAAAAUGUGUGGGACUAGGAGCAAAAAAGGAGAUUCACAGUUAUUAUCCUCAGAUGUGUUCCCAAAAGUCUCUGUGUUCAGGGUCCAAACCACAAAGCAGAGAUGGCAAUGACUUCCCUGCCCACCUCACAGGGUUGUUGUGAGGAUUACAUGAGCUUCUGUAAAAUGCUUUGCCAACUGCAAAGUAUUCAAUUGCAUAAAAGCUUGCAGAUGCUUAUCUAAUUUUCUAGUUUCAUUAGCUUAUAAAUAUAUAUUUACAUGCAUCUCACAUAAAAUACUAUAUUAUCAUGGGAGAAUUUCGUGAAAUCUUUAACAGUGAAGCUACUGUUUAAAUAUAUAGUACAAAAUUCUAAUUAUUUUAAUAUUUUCAUGAGCUAAUUUCUGAGGAUUUGGGUGGGGCUUUUUUUUUCUAAUUGUUUUAGAUAAUGUUUUGUUGUUGUUGCUAUUGGUCUUGAAGUAAGAAUUCAUACCAUAAUGGUCCUAUUUUCUAAAACUGACCACAUCUAUAUAUUUCAGAAAUAUUGAAAUUCUUAAAUACAUGAAAUAGGAAUUGGUUGAAACCAGAGUUUUUCCUUUGCUCUUUAAAUUUAUCAUUAUCCAGUGUCCCCAAAAGUUAUAUGACAUUUUCUGUCUGUUUCUACCCAUGUGCAAAAUUUUGGAUUUUACCUCUGUUUGCAAUUACCCUGUGCUAUCAUAUUAUAAUUUUGAGGUAUGGGAAGUAAGUAAGCUUAAUUUGAAUAAUUCUCCAAUUUGUGUUUUAAGCCUGAGGAAUAAAAUGUAAUUUAAGCUUUUUACGACAUUUUAGUUUUCCAGAUGCUGCUUUAUCCUUUUACAUCACAUAAUAUGUGUGUUCCAGUGUGAGGUUAAAUCUGAAGAGACACUGAGGGGUGUAGAGAGUAACCUCUGGAUAUACAUGCUCUGAUGAUGCUAAUUCUAGAUUACAUUCACUCUAAAAGGAGGGUAAAGCAUGUACAAAUGUUGUAGGCUGGGUGUUUUGACUUUUCUCUGCAAAAUGUAUCAGGAAUGUCAGGUUUUGGAAUUCCACGAGGCUUUUGGAUUUAGGUUUCAGAUAAGCUAUACACAGAACUAUGGAAUCACAUAUCACUAAUACGUUUCAGCACAUAUCUUUUUAAAAAAUAUUUACACAAUAAAUGUACAGCAGAGGAUUUAAAAAAUAAAAUGUGUGUAUACGUUUAACAGUUCAUGUAACCUUUAAGGUCCUCCGCGUGGAUCUGAAAAUCACAGUAUUUCUCUGAUUUUGUAAAACGAAACACUUUAGAACUAUCUUCUUUUAAUCACACAUUAACAUAACAGGUUGCUUCUGAGCUCCUUUAUAUCAAAUCUAAAUAAGAACAUAAAGUGGAGCAUCUGUAGUCCAUGUAGAUUAAAAAAAAUAAUGAAAGCAUUCCAAGUAUUAUUUUUAUGUAAACUCUAAAACUAAGCAAUUAUAUCAUUAUUAUAAGUAUGGAUUUCUUCUCAUACUUUUUGUUUUGCUUGUUUGAGCCAAAAACAGUAACAACAUAUAAAUGUUGUGCAAAUUGAUGAGAGUCAUUGAACACUCAAUAUCUUACUUUAAAAUCUCUAGUUUUAUCAGCAUUAGAAAAUAGUUCCCUGAGAGUGUAGUGAGCCAAGAGUUUGUACGUUGACUUUGAGUUUCACUGGUCACAAAUAAUCAGAUAUGAAAUCACACGUCAUUAAUGUGUUCCAGCACAUUUUGGAAGCCUUAGUUGCUAUUUACAGACAUAAGUAAAAUAGAGCUUUGAAAUCAAUUUACUUCCUUUGAAUAAGAUACUUUUCUACAUACAGACCUUGUGCAAAAUCUUGGAUGCUAAAUUAAAAAAAAAAUAAUAGUAUGAUAGUAUUUUUGUCCAAGGUGUUUCUUAGCAGAAUUUAUUAACUGAAAAUACUCCUUGUGCAAACAUUGAGAAAGUAAUAACUUUUGCAGAAAUUACUAAAAUAUCUAUAUAAGAUAUUCUUCCUAUGACAAAUCUGUAUGAACACAGACAUGAAGAAAAGAUUGAAGAGGAAAAGAUAAGGCUCCAUACAGAGUUAGGUUGUGAGUUUCCUACAACAUGGUACAAGAAGGACAAUAUUCUGAAAGGAAUUGAAUUCAUUUAACCACAUAGGUGGGCACACUUAUAUGCACAUAUCUUCUUGAACAAUAUCUGGAGGGUAAAAUGAUAUUCAAAACAGGGAUUUAGAUGUUGAUGUGAUCAGAAUAUCUGAUGCAUAUAGACUUGUAGAACCCAGCAUGUGGAACACUCAGCUAGAAGUUAAAGACCUUUGCCCUUUAUUUUGUAUCCAGCCUCAGUCUAAUCUUUCGGGAUGUGAGUUGAUUGCAGCUCAGAUGUAUUUACAUAAAGAGCAAAGAAAAUGAUCAGAAAUCUGAGUAGAAAGGGAAGAGUAUUGAGUCCAUCAUUUCUGGCAAUGCAACAAGCUUAAUACAAAAUGUGUCAUUUUCUUACAGAACUUUACUCUUAAGUCUGAUGUGGUGUCUUCUUUUUGGUUUAGCUGAAUAUAUAUGUUGGAUGCAAAAAUUUAUCUGAAGUCAUAUCAGAGUCAUCAAGAAGUGCCAGUUAACUGAGCAUGUUAUGGAACAUGUUUGAAUGCAAAACAUGUGGUGCAGGUCUUUACCUGUGUAUUAGUGUGGACAGCGGUUGAUCAGCUGUUCAAAAAUUGGGACUCUAGAGCUGAGUAUUAUGGAAAGAGGGAAAACUCCAAUCUCUCAAGGUCAAAUUGUACUUAACCUUUAUGUAUGUUAUGCCACUGACUUACUUGGCUUUCAAUUUCACAAAUAGGUCAAAUCUCAGAAUAGUUCCUGGGAAAUAUAUGACUCAAAUUUGAAUUCUCUCUCUCUCUCUCUCUUUCUCUCUCUCUCUCUAUCCUUUAGGAUUAAAGCCAAAUUAAAUAUUAUCUAAAGAAAACAAAACCACUGAAAUUUUUAUUUUCUACGUCAUCUUCAGAGGUUAAAUCUUUUUCCAAUAUAGGAUUAGAAAUCGCAUAAACCUUACAGCCAAAUGUAACUCACAACCAUUUGGAGAUAAGACCAGCACUCAGAACCCAGUCGCUUUUUCAGUUUCUAAGUACAUAAAUUUAAAAAGAAAUAUUAAAUGCAGUACUUUUUACCAUGUUCCUACUCUUUUAAAAACACAUAUACUACUCUGACUUGUGCCAGUGAAAGAUGUAGUGGUGCAAUUUUUUUAAAUGAAAGAAGAGAUCAGAAAAAAACAACAUAUUAUUUGAAGCACUGAUGAAAAUAUGGAAAAAAGUGUUAGUCAAGGGAGGAAUGAUUGCAUUCAUAUAUUGUGCUAAGUUCAUGGAAAUGAAAGAUUUUUGCCCUUCAACACUUCAGAGACUUCAAAAACUAUUUUAGCAGUAAUUCUUUUCUCAAACUCAUAGGUGAAAGUGAAUAGAGAAAGUGGGCAUUGAAGGGCUCUUGGAAUUAUGUCCUAUGAGGAAAGAAUGUAACAUUUAUGGCUUAUAAUGGGUUCAUUUGUUUAGUCUUAUUGCUCACCAAUACUAACUUUAGAAAUUUUAAAAUGGGUCAUAAUAGUUACCCUAAUAAUUGUAUCAAUACCAUUUUUCUUAUGUCAAAAAUCAUCAAAUUCUUAUUCUAAAUUAUCUACUGGAAAUUUCAAAGUGCUGUCUGAAAUGCCUUAGUUUCAAACAGAAACUAAUACCUCCUAACAUUUUUUAGCUGAGCAAGGUGUUCUAAAUAUGCAGUAGAUGCAAGACGCUGUUCCAGACAUUCAAAAGGAUGUUUAAAAAAGAGUCCUGGUGACAGUUGUCAUCAUCAAUGAAAUUGAAGUCUCAUUUAAGAGUUACAACCUGCAUGUAAAAAGCUGUGAACAAUGCAAUAUAAAGCAAAAAGUGGAAAACAGUGUUCUCAAAGAGAUAGAUGCAAUGAAAUGAAAGGUUGAGGAACAUAUUAAAACUGUGUGAGUAAUGUGCUACACUUGUAUCCUCUAGGACUAGGUAGUGAUGCAAGAGGCAGGGAAAUCUACAGGAGGAGGUAGAAGUCUAGGGGACCAUUUAAUCAGAUAUCCAAAUGUAGAUUAUUUGAUAUGGAUUACAGGAUUCAUGCAUGGAAAUUAUGUGAGAUGUUAAGAGAACUUGGAUUGAGAUUUUAAAUAGAAUAAAACUCAUUCUUUAGCCAAUGUCACUGAGUUUAUAUUACCACCAAACAGGAAUAUGACCGUGGCCUGAUCUCUGUUUUAGAAAACUGCAUUUUUCAUUAACAUCUACCUGUCAGUGACAAUAUAUUAAAGAAAGAGUCUAGAGUUAUGAGUACUUACAGAGAAAAUAUUGGACUAUUUUAAUUAUUUCUAAAAAAAAAUUGCCUAUUUUAGGAACAUACCUAGAGAAGUUUUUUAACUUCUCUUGGUAUAGGCAUAAUUAUAAACUUCAGCUUAGAUUAUUGAAUUCAUAGAAUUUUAUUAAUAUAUUCAUCCUAACAAAAAUAAAAUGAAGACAAGAGAAAUACUUUUAAGAGCAGCAUUUAUUCACAAAAUUUUAUUCUUAACUGGAUAAAUGUGUCUAUUUUCUAUAAUCAUUGUUUUAGAUAUAAACAUAUUUUUGAACUAAAAUUCAUACACCAAAGACCAAAUUGAUGCCUUAGUAUAACUACAUCAUUUAUUUUUAAUGCAUAUCAACACAAAUAUCACCUACUCUCAUGUUUCAUUAUAUAAUAAUUUACAUUCAGAUUUAUUUCAAAAAGCAUCAAUCAUACAAUAUGAAGAUGCAUUGAUUUAUUAAUAUGACAGGUACACUUAGCCUGAAAUCCCAACUUUGAUGUCUUCUGUUUCUCACUUUUUCUUCCUUCAUUUUUACAUGCUUACUUUUUACAACCUUUGAAAGCUAUGUUUGAACAUUUUCUAUAUUUCAUGUAUUUUUCAGAACAAAUUCAAGAAAAUGUUUUUCAGAAAUAGAAAGUAGUCAUCAUGUUGUUUUCAGAGUUUUUAUUUUUCAACUCAGUUUCUUACCCUUUGUCACUAAUCAUGUUCUUCCUCAUCAAAAAGUAAUAAAAAAUUUGC
Molecule: messenger RNA, 9224 nt
Organism: Piliocolobus tephrosceles (Ugandan red Colobus)
Lineage: Eukaryota; Metazoa; Chordata; Mammalia; Primates; Cercopithecidae
Gene: CDH18
Product: cadherin 18
Exons: 14
Coding region: 675-3047 (790 amino acids)
Biological process (GO): multicellular organism development; cell-cell junction assembly; cell-cell adhesion mediated by cadherin
Cellular component (GO): adherens junction; catenin complex; plasma membrane
Molecular function (GO): calcium ion binding; beta-catenin binding; cadherin binding
Source: RefSeq, a predicted model, not a curated record